CUCUGAGGAAACAGAGCGAGAGGGGCUUUGGCUGAGGGAGGAUGUUGAUAUGUGUUUAAAUCUGUUGUGUUUUUGCUUGUUGCCAGGACGAUCAUGGGCCCACACGGCAUCAGCCGAGCCGUACAGAGGCUGGAGUUCUGCGACUGCAAGAAGGGACUCGGUGUUAAAAUAAUUGGGGGCUACAGAGAGCUGACAGGAGAGGAGUUUGGUAUCUACAUAAAGCGAGUGAUCGCUGGUGGGCUGGCCGCUCUGGAUGGUCGGCUUAAGUCAGGUGACCUGAUUUUGGAUGUCAAUAACAUCAGCCUGAUAGGGGUGACCAAUGAGAGGGCGGUGGAGAUCUUAAGGACGGCCUCGGUCUCCAAUCACAUGUCCCUGCUGAUCGCCAGAGAUGAGGAAUCCAGGUAA
Messenger RNA from Pundamilia nyererei, 405 nucleotides. Its product is annotated as synaptojanin-2-binding protein-like. The transcript is spliced from 4 exons. Gene Ontology annotation, biological process: insulin receptor signaling pathway; regulation of insulin secretion involved in cellular response to glucose stimulus. Gene Ontology annotation, molecular function: syntaxin binding. Bases 94 to 405 code for a protein of 103 amino acids. The record is from RefSeq and is a predicted model, not a curated record. Gene Ontology annotation, cellular component: cytoplasmic vesicle. NCBI's taxonomy places the organism in Eukaryota, Metazoa, Chordata, Actinopteri, Cichliformes, Cichlidae.